CAGAAAAAUAUCUUUAAGGGCUCUGGAAAAGACCCAUUAAACAAAAAUUCUAAACACUGAACAGAUUAGUGGCAGGAAGAACACUAUUCCUAAGGCCACAUGGCUCUCCAGACAGGAUCUUCUUAGAGACCCUUGAAAACUGGUACACAGCCUGCUCCAAAGGAACAAGGCUCGUUACAGGGUAAAUGCAUGAUGUUGGAUAAUAUUUAACCAUCUUUACUCUCAUUCAUUCAGCAAAUAGGUAGGAUGGACCUAAACGUGCCAGAUAUUCUGCUGUUAACUGUGCCCAAAAGAGUGAACAUAAUAGAUGUACCCUUGCUUUCAUCAAGUUUGUAAAUACCCCCUCUUUCUACCUCCCCAAUAUGCAGUGCCAUAUGGAUCCUGGUUUGACCACACUCAUGGCUGGAUGUCCAUGAGAGGGAAGGAGAACUUCCUGAUACUGAGUUAUGAAGAGCUGAAACGGGACACAAGAAGCGUUGUAGAGAAAAUCCGCCAAUUCCUGGGCAAGAAAUUAGAACCAGAAGAACUGAACUCCGUCCUCAAGAAUAGCUCCUUUCAGGUCAUGAAAGAAAACAACAUGUCCAAUUUUUCCCUCCUGCGUGGUCAGUUUUUAGAUGAGAAGAAUGGAAUACUACUGAGAAAAGGCACUUCCGGGGACUGGAAAAAUCACUUCACGGUGGCCCAAGCUGAAGUCUUUGAUAGAAUAUUCCAGGAGAAGAUGGCAGAUCUUCCUCGAGAGUUGUUCCCAUGGGAAUAGUGUUCAAAAACUUCUACAUCUUACAGCAAUCUUAAUAUUUGUUUCCUGUCCUUGUAUAUGUGUAUGAAUGGAGAUAAUUGCAUAAAACCUGAAUUUCAUCCUGGAGCCUUGAAUUGUCAAAUCCUUGCAUCUUUGAGGACUUGAUUGUUAAGAAUUACUAAGGUACCCUUGAUUCACUUUGUGGCAUACCAGCUUUUAAAAAAUGUUUCUAACAUUUCAAACCUACAGAAUGAUACAGAAAUAAUAUAUUACCCAAAAUUGUGUCAAAAUUUUUUAAUAAAAUUAAGAAGUUAA
Molecule: messenger RNA, 1051 nt
Organism: Equus quagga
Lineage: Eukaryota; Metazoa; Chordata; Mammalia; Perissodactyla; Equidae
Product: sulfotransferase 2A1-like
Exons: 3
Coding region: 308-757 (149 amino acids)
Biological process (GO): sulfation
Cellular component (GO): cytoplasm
Molecular function (GO): sulfotransferase activity
Source: RefSeq, a predicted model, not a curated record